AUGAAUAGUUAGUAUAAUUUUGAUUUUUUUUUAUUAAGAUAAAUAUUGAAAUAAUUUCGAUUAAAUGUUUUUGUUAUUAGCAAAAACUUGAGUUAGCUAUUUUACUAAAUCCUUAAUUGUUUGUGUGAAUGAAAAUGAUUUUGAAGUUUUGCAGUACAUGUAGUUGAGUAAUAGUAUUUAAUAUUGUAAUGUGUAAUUGUAUUUUUCAUAGUAUUAUUGUAAGAACUGUCCGCUUUAACUUCAUUAUUGUGUUUGGAUUGUAAUUUCGUAUCUUUUCCUGCCAAGUGAACUUUGUCGGUACUUACGCCCAUAGUCCUCCUUUGGUGUAGUUUAAAUUUCCGACGCUAGGGUUUAAGACCAGCUAGGUGAACUUGGUUACAUGUACAUUGUACAGUACAUUGUUCUUAUCAGUGCUCACAGUACACAAUCUUGUACACAAGUCUUCAAAAUGUCCGAUUGAGAGAGUGUUGAAAUACAUUAAUAAUUUUAUGCAUUUUUCAGGGACAAUGUUUCAUUUCACCACAGACUAUAUCAUGCCGAACGGUAUACGACCUUUAAAAGUUGCAACUCCGGAACUUCAUUUAGUCAAUCUUCCAUCCUUUGUCCCUUCUUGUUUUCCCUCCAUUAUUCCCUCCAACCUUCCCGCCGUUCCUGCCUCCAACUUUCCCUCCAGCUCGGCCUCCAUUUCAACCAGUUCUACUAGUCCUCAGAUGACUUCUACAGCCUCCAGUUCUGCUUCUGAUGCUCCUCUUGAUAACAAUGGAGAUGAGAGAAAAAUAUUUAUCGGAGGUUUGAGCUGGGAGACCAAGGAGCCUCAGAUUCAAGAAUACUUCGCACAAUUUGGUGAGAUAGAGUCUGUGAACCUGAAGGUAGAUCCUGUAACAGGUCGGAGUAGAUGCUUUGCUUUCCUCGUCUUUAAACAUUCAACCUCAAUCGAAAAGGUUAUUGACGGUAGAGAACAUGCCCUCAGUAGUAAGAAAAUAGACGUAAAAAAAGCCAAGGCUAAGCCUGGUAAGAUAUUUGUCGGUGGUUUGCCACCUGAUUUAGAAGAGGAAACUAUCAGGACAUUUUUUACACAGUUCGGUCCGGUCACAGAGUGUGAGAUGCCGUUCGAUAAGGAAAAGAACCAGAGGAAAAACUUCUGUUUUGUUACAUUUGAACGUGAAGAAGUAAUGAAGGUCGUCUUGAAAACACCAAAACAGAAAAUAGGAGAGGUAGAGGUUGACGUAAAACGAGCCACUCCCCGUCCCAAAGGAUCCGGUUACGGCAGUGCCGAUUAUUACGGCGGAAUGGAUCAAUACUACGGUUACGGUGAUUUCCAGAGUUGGUACGGAGGCGGUAAGGCAACCAAGGAUAAAUCCGCUAAAAUCACUCCUUACUAGAUACAACUCCAAUUAUUAUGAGUCAACUGAUCUAGGAUAUUAGGUCUAAUCUAAUAAGAGAGUUCACAAUAUGAAGUAGAUCGGUGCCCAUAAGAGAAAUUAACAGUCCUGUAUUUUAACCUCCUAACAUUAUAAUUCAGAUAAAUCGGCGUCCACCUUUGUUUGUAAAAUGGUUAAUUACGAAUCCAAGGGGACCGUUUAUAACUCUACUUCUUAAUCUGAAUAAUUGUUCGUUAAGAAUUAGCUAAAUAUGAAAUUUAUAAUAUGUUAAAAAAUUUACAAUAUUAUCAGAAAUUUACAGGAUAUUAAGAAAUUUACAAUA
This is a messenger RNA of Eurytemora carolleeae, 1704 nucleotides long. RefSeq names its product RNA-binding protein squid. The coding region runs from base 489 to 1382 and encodes 297 amino acids. Gene Ontology annotation, cellular component: nucleoplasm. The transcript is spliced from 8 exons. The record is from RefSeq and is a predicted model, not a curated record. Gene Ontology annotation, biological process: regulation of gene expression. Gene Ontology annotation, molecular function: RNA binding. Lineage: Eukaryota; Metazoa; Arthropoda; Copepoda; Calanoida; Temoridae.